GCAGGGCACAUUAUCCUAUAAAAGGCCGGCUGGCCGCUGACUUCACAUCAGACCAGAGCAACCAGACAACCUGUUUGCUGCAUACCAGGGUCAGCCUCCUCUGAAGCAUGAGUUCUCAUCAGCAGAAGCAGCCUUGCACCCCUCCCCCUCAGCCUCAGCAGCAGCAGGUGAAACAGCCCUGCCAGCCACCACCCCAGGAAUCAUGUGUCCCCAAAACCAAUGAGCCAUGCCACCCCAAGCCUCCAGAGCCCUGCCACCCCAAGGCUCCAGAGCCCUGCCACCCCAAGGCUCCAGAGCCUUGCCAUCCCAAAGCACCAGAAUCCUGCCACCCCAAGGUUCCUGAGCCAUGUCCCUCAACAGUCACUCCAGCACCAGCUCAGCAGAAGACCAAGCAGAAGUAAUGGGGUCUACCGCCAAGCAAACCCUUGGGAAGCUGACCACCGGAUGCUGAAUCCCCUCUCACAUUCUGCUUCUAUGCCUUCCUUACAAUUAGCAUGCUGCCACUCUGAGUCAUAACCCUCCCUCUUUGCACCCUCUACAAAGAUUUCCCUCACACUGCUCUGGAGGGCUCCGAGCCUCUAAAUGACGCUGAGAGUCUCACUGGCUGAGCUACUUUUCUAACUUCUCAGGGCUCAUCUAAAGAGAGGUUUGGGGGAUCAAGUGGAUCUUUCCUGC
Molecule: messenger RNA, 675 nt
Organism: Prionailurus viverrinus (fishing cat)
Lineage: Eukaryota; Metazoa; Chordata; Mammalia; Carnivora; Felidae
Product: cornifin
Exons: 2
Coding region: 108-401 (97 amino acids)
Source: RefSeq, a predicted model, not a curated record